UGGGAACCUUGUAUGGGUGGGAGCAACGAACUAACCAAAGCAAAGUGGUUACCUGAAGAUGUCUGACAAUGCAGAAUGCCCAAUAGAAACGCAAAAAGAGGAGUCGCAACCGCUGUCAGACGACGCGACGACAAAUGAUGAUAAGAAAAAAAUUGAUGUUCUGUUGAAGGCAGUGGGAGACACUCCUAUAAUGAAAACAAAGAAGUGGGCAGUGGACAGGGGAAGGACGGUACAGUCCCUGUCUCAGUUCAUCUCUCGCUUCCUCAAGCUUGACAGCAGUGAACAACUGUUCAUUUAUGUUAACCAGUCUUUUGCCCCCUCACCGGAUCAAGAAGUAGGAGUCCUCUUUGAUUCUUUUGGCAGCGAUGGCAAGCUGGUUUUAUACUACUGUAAAUCUCAAGCCUGGGGUUGAACUGCUUUCUUAAACUCCAUUUCAGACCUCCCCCUUUCCUAAACUCAUCCUCCAAACAUGCACACAAUGUUGUUUUUUCUUUGACUUCUUCUGUACAUACAUAUUGUAAAUAAAUUAUUGUGACUAUGUAAAGCUCUUCCAACCUAUUUUUUUUGGCAU
Messenger RNA from Etheostoma cragini (Arkansas darter), 571 nucleotides. RefSeq names its product ATG12 autophagy related 12 homolog (S. cerevisiae) (gene atg12). The record is from RefSeq and is a predicted model, not a curated record. Gene Ontology annotation, cellular component: cytoplasm; phagophore assembly site membrane; Atg12-Atg5-Atg16 complex. Lineage: Eukaryota; Metazoa; Chordata; Actinopteri; Perciformes; Percidae. Bases 59 to 412 code for a protein of 117 amino acids. The transcript has 4 exons. Gene Ontology annotation, biological process: autophagy of mitochondrion; C-terminal protein lipidation; autophagosome assembly.